Molecule: messenger RNA, 290 nt
Organism: Paramecium octaurelia
Lineage: Eukaryota; Ciliophora; Oligohymenophorea; Peniculida; Parameciidae
Source: the annotation of a GenBank genome assembly
AUGAAAAAAUUUCUUUCGGCCAUAAAGAAUGUGACAGACCCUGAAAAAAUGGCGAAGUUUGGAGCCUAGAAACUGGAAAACUUCGCUGAUUACUUAGAUCCCAACAAUGAGAAGUCCUCUCAAUAAAUUCCGUUUAUGGUAAUAGCCAUAAAUAAAAUUUAUUCUAGAUCACCAGAUAAAUGAAAUACGAUCUUAUGGAAUUGGGUUACAAUUAUGAAGACAUUAAAAAAAUGACUCCAACUUAUGCCACCAAUCUAUUGUCAAAUCAAAUUUAAAAAAAAUAGAAGUGA